UCUCUUUAAUAUUUUGUGAACUCAACUUGUUUUCAACGUUACUUGAGAUAUAAUAAUGGCUUUUAUAAAUAUCUAUUUUCUGGCUUUCAUGCUUGUGAUCAUAUCCAUGUUAAUCCCAUGUAGUUCUGGUUAUGUUAGUGGCAAUGACUAUGGCACCAAAAAACAAGUAGUGACCAAGAAACCAAAUUUCACAGAAAAACUUUUCUCCAACAAUAUUGGCAUUCAAGGUCUUGUUUAUUGCAAAUCUAACUUUAAACUCAUUCCACUGGAAGGAGCCGUUGUAAGGAUAACAUGUGAAGCUGUUGAUGAAUAUGGAUUUGAAACAACACCGUUCACUUUCUUAAGUGAUGCAACCGAUGUAAAAGGCUUUUUCCUUGCAACACUGUUUCAACUAGAGCUUGUUGCAGAAAAACGGGUGCUGAAGAAGUGCAGAGCUUUCCUUGACGCAUCUCCUUGGAACAAUUGCAAUUAUCCCACUGACGUUAACAAAGGGAUUAGUGGUGCCGAGCUUCAUUCUUAUCGCUUCCUCAAUGAUAAGAAGAUGAAUUUGUAUACCGUGGGACCUUUUGUAUUCACCUCAACGCCCAAAUCAAUCUCCAAUGGAUAUUAGAUGAUUGGAAGUUUUCUAGAUAGGUUUCAUUUUGUUUUCUUUCUAAAUGUGUUUCUUUCUAAAUGUGUUUGAUCAGUGUUUUUCGUUCUGUAUUUUCUUCUAUUUGCUGAUAUAUAGGAAAAAGUUAUGUAACUUCUGUCACAAAAGGGUGAAAAAAAGUUCUUUAGAAAGAAAAUCAGAACUGAAC
Molecule: messenger RNA, 797 nt
Organism: Vicia villosa (hairy vetch)
Lineage: Eukaryota; Viridiplantae; Streptophyta; Magnoliopsida; Fabales; Fabaceae
Product: protein SEED AND ROOT HAIR PROTECTIVE PROTEIN-like
Exons: 2
Coding region: 56-610 (184 amino acids)
Source: RefSeq, a predicted model, not a curated record